This is a messenger RNA of Leptopilina heterotoma, 1408 nucleotides long. RefSeq names its product chromobox protein homolog 1-like. Gene Ontology annotation, cellular component: pericentric heterochromatin; nucleus. The transcript has 2 exons. Gene Ontology annotation, molecular function: chromatin binding. The coding region runs from base 247 to 489 and encodes 80 amino acids. NCBI's taxonomy places the organism in Eukaryota, Metazoa, Arthropoda, Insecta, Hymenoptera, Figitidae. Gene Ontology annotation, biological process: negative regulation of transcription by RNA polymerase II; chromatin organization. The record is from RefSeq and is a predicted model, not a curated record.
AUAACCACUCGAAGCAGACGACAAAUAGAACUCAGAAUUUCAGUGUUUCGUUUAUAAACAAAAAAUUGUUCGAAACAUUAUUAAAUAUUCAGCUAAAUAUGCGUAAAAAAGUUUUUUGAAACAGUGUAAAGUUGACAAUUUAAGUAAAAUAAGAAUUAACGAUACAUUGAAGAGAAAUAUUUUAAAUUAAUGAGAAAAUAUAUGACUAAUUGAAAUUAAUCGAAAAAAUUCCCACAAAGCUUCAGAAUGAAUAAGAAAAGUAAAGUCAACGAAGAUAAAGGGAAACCUCACGGAUUCAAAAGAAAAUUGCAACCUGAAAAAAUUAUCGGUGCAACCGAUUCGAGUGGAGAAUUAAUGUUCUUAAUGAAAUGGAAGGGAACUGAAGAAACUGAUUUGGUAACUGCAAAGGAGGCGAAUCUUUUGUGUCCACAAACUGUAAUUCAAUUUUACGAAGAUAGGUUAACAUGGAAUACCACGAAACCGAAGUAGAAAUUUACAACUAUUUAGGAAAAAUGGACCUAUAUUCUAGAAAAUAAUUAUUGUAUGAACGAUGGUGUAUAAGUGUAAGUCUUUUUUGAUAAGUAAUUAUUCAAAGUUUCUCUAUAAUUGUCUUUCCAUAGGGAAUAUUAUUUAUAUAUUUGUAUUUUCGACUUUCUAUUUUAUAUUGAAGUACUGAAUAUGCAUAUAAGUUUAUUUUUCAAGCCUCAUUUUGUGUUUUCUAUAUUUUUGAUAUUGACAUAUUGUAUAUAACAAUUGAGCAUUGAUUACAAGUACAACAAAUGUAAAAAAUUGCGUGAGUUUAAGCAGUGAUUACACAAGUAUACUUUGGAAGAUCGUGCCAUUGUAUAUUGUAAAAAAAAUGUCUGUUUUCCAUUGAAUUUAACAAUUUACAUUGAAACUAAUUGUCAGUCGCCUAUCGUUUUGUCAGUAAAUUCUAGUCUUACGUAAUUUAUUUAAAUUUAUACUAUUAAGGUACCUGGAUGAAAUGUUUAAAACUUUCAAAUACCAUCAUUUUUCCAUAAGUAUUUCAUCAGAAAUUCUACAUGUCAAAACAUCUGUUAACUGAUUAUUUGUAAUAAGUAUUUGAACUAUUACAACUUUUACUAUUUUUAAAGCUACAGUUAACUGGACUAUUAUUGUAAUUUCUUUUUCAAUCGACUAUUAUUAAUAAGUAUUUAUACUGUUUUUACUUAGAAAUGCAAUACUAUUAACAAGAUUUAAGUACGUAUUGAGUAUUCACAAUAGUCUUGAAUUAAAAAUGUGAAUACAUUGUGACAAGUAGUAAAGAUCUGGAUUUGUACAUUGUACUACAAGCAAAUAAAUUAUAAGGAGGAGAAGUCAAUGAAUAUUACUAUAGUUUGUAUGUAUAAAGAUGUAUGGAAAUUAAAAUUAAACAUAUAAACUUUUA